AUGUCUGACGCUUUGAAGGCUGAAGGCAACAAGGCCUUUGCGGCCAAGGACUACCCUACUGCCAUUGAGAAAUUCACCGAGGCUAUUGCUGUCGACUCCGAGAACCACAUCCUCUACUCUAACCGUUCUGCCGUGUACGCUGCCCAAGCCGAAUACCAAAAAGCCCUUGAGGAUGCCGAGAAGUCCAUCAGCAUCAAGCCGGACUGGUCGAAGGGCCAUCUUCGCAAGGGAGCUGCCUACCGCGGCUUGCAAGAUUGGUUGGCCGCUUAUGAUGCAUACGAGGAGGCACUGAAGCUGGAGCCAGGCAACGCCCAGGCCAAGUCCGGUCUGGAUGCCGUCCAGCGAGCCAUCCAGGCAGAGGCUACGGCUGAUGGUGUCCAGGGUGACCCCAUGGGCGGUCUCGGUGGCAUGUUCAACGACCCCGGCAUGUAUGAGAAGCUAGCGAACAACCCCAAGACCGCGCCUCUGCUUGCCGACCCCGACUUUAUGGCGAAGCUCAAGAAGAUCCAGUCAAACCCCAACAGCGUUGGCGAGGAAAUCCGUGACCCCCGCUUUUUGCAGGUUAUGAGUGUGCUUCUGGGUAUCGAUAUGAGCUUCGGCCAGGAUGGUCCCUCCGGACAGGAUACACCCAUGCCCGAUGCGAAGCCCGCGCCGCCUAAGAAGGAGCCUACCCCCGAGGCCGAACCCGAGGACGAGGAGGCUGUUGCCAAGCGCAAGGCUCAGGAGGCUGGUGAUGCCGAGAAGAAGAUUGGAAACGACUUUUACAAGAAGAAGCAGUUCGACCAGGCUAUCGAGCACUACGAGAAGGCUUGGGAAUUGAACAAGGAUGUCACUUACUUGAACAACGUUGGUGCGGCCAAGUUCGAGAAGGGCGAUUACGAGGGUGCCAUUGAGGUCUGUCAGAAGGCCGUCGACGAGGGACGUGACCUGCGCGCCGACUUCAAGAUCAUUGCCAAAUCCUACGCUCGCAUUGGUAGCGCCUAUGAAAAGAUGGGCGACCUCACCAAGGCCAUCGAGUCCUACAACAAGUCGCUCAUGGAGCACCGCACACCCGACGCCCUGGCCAAGCUGCGCAAUGCGGAGAAGAUCAAGGACAAGGCCGAGAAGGAUGCGUACCUCGACCCCGAAGAAGCCGAGAAGGCUCGUUUGCUCGGCCAGGAGAAGUAUAAGGAAGCCGACUGGCCCGGUGCCGUGGAAGCCUUCACCGAGAUGGUCAAGCGCGCGCCCAACGACCCCCGUGGCUACUCCAACCGUGCCGCAGCCCUCAUCAAGCUUAUGGCCUUCCCCGGUGCCGUGCAAGACUGCGACGAGGCUAUCAAGCGCGAUCCCAAGUUCUUCCGCGCGUACAUGCGCAAGGGCCAGGCUCUGAUCGCGAUGAAGGAGUAUAACCGCGCUUUGGACACCUUCACCGAAGCCGCCGAGCACGACGACGGUACCAAUGCCCGCGAGAUCGAGCAGCAACAGCAGAAGUGCUUGGAUGCACAGUUCAGUGCCCGCGCUGGCGAGACUGAGCAGCAGACUAUGGAGCGCAUCCAGAAUGACCCCGAGAUCAUGUCCGUCCUUCAGGACCCCGUCAUGCAGAGCAUUCUGCAGCAGGCCAAGAGCGACCCGGCUGCGCUGCAGGAGCACAUGAAGAACCCGCAGGUGCGGAUCAAGAUCCAGAAGCUGAUGGCUGCUGGAGUGAUCCGUCUGGGCCGGUAA
Messenger RNA from Penicillium maclennaniae, 1701 nucleotides. RefSeq names its product Hsp90 cochaperone STI1 (gene sti1). The record is from RefSeq and is a predicted model, not a curated record. Gene Ontology annotation, molecular function: Hsp90 protein binding. NCBI's taxonomy places the organism in Eukaryota, Fungi, Ascomycota, Eurotiomycetes, Eurotiales, Aspergillaceae. The transcript is spliced from 4 exons. The coding region runs from base 1 to 1701 and encodes 566 amino acids.